This is a messenger RNA of Myotis davidii, 2355 nucleotides long. It is a transcript of the gene CD44, whose product is annotated as CD44 molecule (Indian blood group). The coding region runs from base 159 to 1649 and encodes 496 amino acids. The record is from RefSeq and is a predicted model, not a curated record. The transcript has 11 exons. Gene Ontology annotation, biological process: cell adhesion; positive regulation of ERK1 and ERK2 cascade; inflammatory response. NCBI's taxonomy places the organism in Eukaryota, Metazoa, Chordata, Mammalia, Chiroptera, Vespertilionidae. Gene Ontology annotation, cellular component: macrophage migration inhibitory factor receptor complex; basolateral plasma membrane; plasma membrane. Gene Ontology annotation, molecular function: hyaluronic acid binding; cytokine receptor activity.
UCCGAGGCGCCCUCAUUGCCCAGCCAGACCCCAGCCUCCGCCAGGUCCGGGCCGCCGUCCUUGCUCAGCUCUCUACGGUUCCCCAGCCUAGCGCCCCGGGACGCUCCGGCCCCGCUCGCUCGCUCGCUCUCCUCCUCCGUCCGCUCCGCUCCGACACCAUGAACAAGUUCGGGUGGUGCGCCGUGUGGGGACUCUGCCUCUUGCAGCCGAGCCUGGCGCAGAUCGGUAAGAUCGAUUUGAAUGUAACCUGCCGGUACGCAGGCGUAUUCCAUGUGGAGAAAAAUGGUCGCUACAGCAUCUCACGGACUGAGGCAGCUGACCUCUGCAAGGCUUUCGAUUGCACCCUGCCCACCAUGGCCCAGAUGGAGGAAGCCUGGAAAGCGGGGUUUGAGACCUGCAGGUACGGGUUCAUAGAAGGGCACGUGGUGAUUCCCCGCAUCCACCCCAACCCCAUCUGUGCCGCAAACAACACAGGGGUGUACAUCCUCACCUCCAACACCUCCCAGUACGACACGUACUGCUACAAUGCUUCAGCACCGAAAGGAGAAGAUUGUACCGCAAUCACAAACCUGACCAAUGCCUUUGACGGAGAGGUAUCCAUAAGUAUUGUUAACCGGGAUGGUACCCGCUACACCCAGAAGGGCGAAUACAGAACUAACCCUGAUGACAUCAACAACACUACUGCUGAUUAUGACACCAGCAGUGGGUCCUACGGUGAAAGAAGCACUUCAGAAAAUUACAUCAUCCACACCCACUUUCCGACUGCUCACCCGACCCAAGACCAAGACAGUACCGGAGUGACCUACUACCCGGAGGAUACCCCCGACACCAAUAUGGACUCCAGCCAUAGUACAACACCUCAGCCUUCUGCAGAUUCAAACACACAUUUGGUAGAAGACUGGGACAGGACAGCACCUCUUCCGGUGACAACUCAGCAGAGUCACACUCAGAGCUUCUCUACAUCACAUGGAGGCUUGGAAGAAGAUAAAGGCCAGCCAAUGAUGUCCACUCCAACAUCUAGCAAUAGGCAUGAUGGCGGAGGUGGAAAUCUUCCUGAAGACUCAGCUACUUCAGUGGGAGGUUAUACUCCUCAUUCCCCAGACACAAAGGAGUACACAACCCUCAUCCCAGUGACCCCUGCUAACACUGAGUCCCUUGGAGUUACUGAAGUUACUGUUGAUGGAGUUUCCAACGUUAAUGUUGAUGGUUCCUUGCCAGGUAAUGUAGAAAACAACACAUACUUUCAUGUUAUAGGGGAUGUUUUCUGUGUAGGCUGUAUGUUGUUUUUCCCCUUAGGACACUCCAGUGGGAGUCGAGAAGGUGAUGCCAACACGACCUCGGGUCCUAUAAGGAAACCUCAAAUUCCAGAGUGGCUGAUCAUCUUGGCGUCCCUCCUGGCCCUGGCUUUGAUUCUCGCAGUUUGCAUCGCGGUCAACAGCCGAAGAAGGUGUGGGCAGAAGAAAAAGCUGGUGAUCAAUGGGAAUGGAGCUGUGGAGGACAGAAAGCCAAGCGGACUCAACGGGGAGGCCAGCAAGUCUCAGGAGAUGGUGCAUUUGGUGAACAAGGAGUCGUCGGAGACCCCAGACCAGUGUAUGACAGCCGAUGAGACGCGGAACCUACAGAACGUGGACAUGAAGAUUGGGGUGUAACACCUAUUCCGUGACCUUGGAUAGAAAUCACACAUCACCAAUACAGGGAGCUGGGACACUCACAGAUGCAAUGUGCUACUGAUUAUUUCAUUGGGGUUCUUUUUUUUUUUUUUUAGCAUAACAUUUUCUACUCCUUUUUGUUUAUUGUGCUUUGUUUUUUGAAGUCAGUCAAUUUAUAAAAAGAGCAUUGCUUUCUGAAAUGAGGGCCCAAUUAACCAUCGGCAAGAUUUUGACUUAAGCCUCCCACUCCCUGGGGUAUGCUAUGGAUGGCAUCUAACAAAAGCCAUAAAUGCAUCUUUCUGAUCCUCAAUCUUCCCUCCACCCCACCUGCCAGGUGACAGCCACAUGCUAAGGACAUCCCCCCAGAGCUAAGAGGAACUGGUUCCUGAAAGGAAAUCUGAAUGGGUUCAUAUUGUCCAUCUAGGGGCCCAGUCCCUAGGCAUUGCUUUCCAUGGGGGUAGGGGACUGGGAUGUACUGGUUAUACAUCCUUUUCUACAGACGCCCUGGAAAUUUUCCCAAUGCUAUUGAGAAUGCCCAAAGGGUCAAGCUAUUUAUCUGUAGUAAGCUAUUUAUCUGUGUUUUUGAAAUAUGAAACCCUGGAGGUCCUGUAAUUAGUAUGAUUUUGUUUUGUUUUGUUACUUUGUCAGAGGCAUAAAAAGGGUUUAAGUUGAUUCAUAAUAAACAGCUGUACUUCUUCCACUUUUA